AUGCCCAUAGAGACGUGGGGAGGCAAGUUCCAGCGGAGGUUCAAGGAGAACCCCUUCGUACCCAUCUUCGCUGGUCUUACGACCGCGUCGCUCAUCAUGGCGUCGACAAAGCUCCGCAAGCGCCAGAGCACGAGUAUGAACUACUGGUUCCGCGUCCGUGUCCUCAUGCAGGGCCUAACGCUCGUCGCCGUUGUCGGCGGCUCGUGGUACUACGGCCAGAUGAAGCACCAAAAGGAUACCAAGGCGGCCGCGGAGCAGGAGCGGCUCAUCGAACGCCUCGCGUUCGAAGCACGGUUGCGUGCUGCCGAGGAGGCUGACCAGCUGGAGAAGCUCGAGGCAGCGGCGAGGGUGAAGAUGGGCGCGGGAUGGUUUGGCGGUUGGUGGGGGAAGAGUGCGAAGAGCUCGGAGGGUGACGGCAAGAAGGAGGCGUAG
Messenger RNA from Epithele typhae, 432 nucleotides. RefSeq lists its product as uncharacterized. Gene Ontology annotation, biological process: mitochondrial respirasome assembly. The record is from RefSeq and is a predicted model, not a curated record. Gene Ontology annotation, cellular component: mitochondrion. The coding region runs from base 1 to 432 and encodes 143 amino acids. Lineage: Eukaryota; Fungi; Basidiomycota; Agaricomycetes; Polyporales; Epitheliaceae. The transcript is spliced from 2 exons.